Messenger RNA from Aspergillus tanneri, 324 nucleotides. RefSeq lists its product as uncharacterized. Bases 1 to 324 code for a protein of 107 amino acids. Lineage: Eukaryota; Fungi; Ascomycota; Eurotiomycetes; Eurotiales; Aspergillaceae. The transcript has 2 exons. The record is from RefSeq and is a predicted model, not a curated record.
AUGCGUUGGAGGACAUCUCCGACUUCACGAGAUAAUGCCCGGGAUUCCAGUGAAUCCACCAAAUUAAACGUCUACGUCGCCUCCGCCGCCAUCUGGUCCGUCAUCAUGGGUGAGGAAUUAUGGGAACGAGUCGGUCUGAAGAUCGAGUCUCCCGUUGGUCUUUCGCUUGAUCCUCCUGAUUUCCCCCCACGCGGUCAUAUCUCCAAGGAUCGAUGGAGGAUGUGGAUCGAUCGAUUCCAAUUCAUGAGCUUACGUGAGGAUCUGAGGAUCUCGACGAGGGAGUUGGCUGCGGAGGCUGCGGCUGUGAUGUUACGUGUGUUGUAA